GGCGAGAGAAAGAAACACGCUCUCUCUCUCACACACACACUCACACACAUGCUGCUGCCUGUUUCACUCACACAACUCCACUUCACACUCCUUCAGCUCAGAAUACUGGAAUCACAUGGCCAGAGUGUGGGACAAGAACGAACACGGCAGCAGGAUCUAAAAUGCCAAUCUCUGAAAGAUAGAGGGAGCUUUUGUUAGAGGAAAGGGCGAUAAGAAUUCCCAAAAAGAAGCUGGACUCUUCAGAAAGCGACUUUGUAUACCAGCACACUUAUUCAAAAGCCUACAACACACAUACAGAACCAACAUGCUGCAGCAAAUCCUCACUGACAUGUACAUAGACCCUGAUGUACUAGAAGCCCUGAAUGAGGAACAGAAGAAGAUCUUGUUCUUCAAGAUGAGAGAGGAACAAGUCAGGCGCUGGAAGGAGAGGGAAGAGGUGGAUGGCAAGGAGGGGAUAAAAAAAGAAAAGCUCCGGCAAAAGAAAGGCCCUUGUAAAAAUGUGAGCUGGCGGCUGGGCAGUGACGGCGACGUGCAUGUGUGUAUUAUCGGAGAAUCGGAUGAUCUCAAAUCUCCAAAACUCAUCCUGUCUGAGCUGAGGGACAAGACAGCAGCCAACCCUAACAAUAUCCACAGAGCAAAAGCAGAAUCUGUGAAGAGCUUCUUGACCAAACCAGACAGAGCACAACAAAUCAGCACAGAACCAGGGAUCCAGCUACUGCUCAAGAAAGCAGAGGAGCUCAGCGAUUCUCCAACAGUCUCAGAUGAGUCCAAGCAGGACAGCGGUUCUGAUCAGUCGGCUGACGACAGCAGGGGCCCAACAGACGACUCGGACUCCGGCAGCGCGGAGGAGGACACGGGCGUUUACAGAUCACACACGAGCAACAGCGAGACAACAGUAGCAGACAGACUGAGAGAGAUUCGGCUGCACAGAGCAAUGAAAGAGCAGCUGUCAAUCAGCGGCCAGACACGCCCACUGGACACACCCACACCAGACAAAGGAGUGGUGAAAGUAAAUGAUAGCCUGACGAAUGGCAGUCGUGUGGCUCAGCUCAGGAAGACCUUCAACACCACAAGUGCCCCAUGUGUCAAACCACCGAUCCCCUGCAAGCCAGCUCACCUACUGACCUCCCCCUCUGUCAGAUAAACACAACACUGCCACUCUGCACACCUGAAAACAUUCUUGUGUAUUUAAAACCCUGCAAAAUGGACUAAAAAACUAGAAUAACUUGGACAUACCUGCACAUAUGAGCAGAUCCAGGUGUGGAUGCAGCUGGAGACAGACGCUGGACAGAAAUCAAACGCUCUUUAUGACCCAGCUCGCACCAGUACUCUUCAGUUUUCACAUUGUUUACAGGGGAACAUAUGUUCUACUGCCUUUAUGUGAUAUUGUUUAUUUCAUGUUUUUAUAUAAACUUUUUUUCCUUAAGUGGAGAAAAACCAAAGUUAAUGUUUUUUUGUUUGUUUGUUUUUUUAGAAAAUGGCUCAUCUUUUUUCUGGCUGUAAAUAAUGGUGUUAUAUUGUAUAAAAUAAAAUGGUUUUAACUGGU
Molecule: messenger RNA, 1546 nt
Organism: Pimephales promelas (fathead minnow)
Lineage: Eukaryota; Metazoa; Chordata; Actinopteri; Cypriniformes; Leuciscidae
Cellular component (GO): cytoplasm
Source: RefSeq, a predicted model, not a curated record